AUGUCUAGUGGUGAUCCAGCGGCCGCCGACACACACGAUCGUUCUGAUGGACAAAAUCAAUGCAUCGUGUGUAACGAACCAAACCAUGCAGAUCGCAAGAUGGUCCAGUGCGACGGAUGCGAUCGCUGGUUCCACUUCAGGUGCGUCGGUGUGAACGACAGCAUCGAAGGAGAGGACCGAAGCUUUAGAUGCACAGCGUGUUCUGUUCCCGAUCCACCAGCCUCUACAGUAUCGACUUCAGCAAGUAUGCGGGAAGCACGCAUACAGUUGGAGGUGCAACGCCUAGCCGAGGAGAAGCGGCUACAGGAGAAGAUGCAAGAAGAGCGAGGAAAGCAGGAGCAAGCUAUUCAGGAGAUGACGUUGCGUUUGGAACGAGAACGGAGAGACAAGGCCAUCAGGGAGAUGUUUGCCUUGGAGAAGGAAUACAUCCAACGAAAGUACGACCUGCUUCAUACCCAAUUGGAUGACGAUGGAGAUGCAGUUAGCGUUCGUAGCCGUUGCAACCGUGGAGCGGAGAAAGUUGAGGAUUGGAUCACCCGUAACCCGGCUGUGACCAUGAGUGCCAAUUCUGGAAACAAACCCACUGGACUCACAUCGCAGCUGAAACCAAUCACGAGUUCUGCCCCAGGAACGGCAACAGCAACUAUUGAAGAAGUAGGCCAAGUGAAUCCACAUUCAGCUUCUGCGGUCACUUCGACGUCGAUGGUUUCGUUUUCGUUGCCGUCACUGACCACUACACAGCCGGUCAGUUUCAUGCCAUCAUACGGGAACUCAUUUCUGCCACAGUCGUCGUUAGCAACCUACACACCACAAGCGCAAGGCAUAUCAUCGGUAACAUCAACAUCGUCGUGCCGGCCCAUCGUAUCGCACACUGCCGCACCGUUUUGUUUACCAGCGAGUGGUAUAUCAUCGAUGUGGCAACCACCAACACACCACUCAACACCAACGAGUUCGUCUAGCGGUCGACGUUCAGCUGAGGUACAAUACGCAAACACACAACCGAUGUGCUCUCAGGUAAAUGCUACUUCAGUUUCGACCCGUAUGAUCAGUAUGAAUCUUGGUGGGAAAGAGAAUGUUUCAUCUGCCAGUCAGCAUGUACAAGCUCCAAUGGGGGUAGGUAGUGGUUAUGGGAUUGCUAAUUUGCCAAAUAUGUACCGAAACUAUGUUCAAAAUCAAUGUGGUGUUCAAUCGAAUGCGUACGCGCCUGCAGUGUCGUUUACGUCCGCGCACCCGGACUUACAACUGGGUCCAAAUGCUCAGCAGCUUGCAGCUCGUCAUGUGGUCCCAAAAGAGCUUCCAGUGUUCGGAGGCAAUCCUGCGGAAUGGCCCCUGUUUUGGAGUAGCUACAAUACUUCAACGCAGAUGUGCGGGUACACCGAAGCAGAAAAUCUCCUCCGUUUGCAACGCAGUUUGAAAGGUGAAGCAAGAAAAGCAGUGAACAGUUUUUUGCUACACCCUUCGAACGUGGGUGAUAUUAUGUCGACACUAAGCACACUGUAUGGCCGUCCCGAUAUCAUCAUUAACACGCUGUUAAACGAUGUCAGGAGUACCCCCACGCCGAAACCAGAAAAACUUGAUUCUCUGCAAAUGCAUUUGGCCAACCCGAUUCUGCUCCAAGAGCUGGUCGACAAACUGCCGGCCAAUAUCAAAUUGGGGUGGGCGAUGCAUAAGCAGUCAAUAGCGGUAGCAGAUCUUCGAGCGUUUGCAAAUUACAUGAACGUCAUCAUCAGUGCAGCUAGCAGUGUAUCGAGUGGGGUUACAGAAAGUACCAAGGCGGACCGACAGAAAGGGAAGGCGUUCGUCAAUUCCGUUCGUUCGGAAUCUUGUGGUCGGAAUGAUCAACGUCAUCCCGAAAAGGUCACUGGUAGGGGUAAAAGUGUGAUGGAUUCAAAGUCAACGGAUCCUCCUAAAGUGCGUCCCUGUGCAGUGUGUCAAGUACAUGGGCACAAACCAAAAGAAUGUCCGAUCUUCAAGGCGAAAACACUUGGUGAACGCUGGAAGGCCGUGCAAGAUGCACAUCUGUGCAAACGUUGUCUAUACCCUCAUGGAAAGUGGCCAUGCAAGGCUGCUGGUUGUGGGACAAAUGGAUGCCAACAAAAUCACCACAAAUACCUCCAUCCCGGCAAUCCAAACGUCGGAAAUGGCUCGAGUGAGAAUGUAUCAAAUUCGACUACAGGGGUAGUAACGGUGCAUCAACAUAUGCAGCACAGAGUCCUGUUUCGCGUCAUUCCGGUCAGUCUUCACGCCAAUGGGAAAUCGGUGCAUACCUUUGCCUUCUUGGAUGGCGGUUCGGAUUCAACGUUAUUAGAAGACUCCAUUGCCAAGAAACUUGGGGUCACUGGAGCUGUGUUUCCUCUCUGUAUGCAGUGGACUAAUGGUGUGAGGCGUACUGAAGAAGAAUCAAGAAGAGUGAUGCUGGAGAUUUCCGGUAACAACGGCAAUCGUUUUAUGAUGAAAGAUGUCCACACUGUCUCUAGUUUAGAUCUGCCACGACAAACAAUUGACUUCGAAGAACUUCAAACAAAAUUCCCUUAUUUGAAAGAAAUCCCAAUCGCAAGUUAUGAUGAUGCUACUCCGGGAAUAUUAAUUGGACUGGACAACACCAAGCUGAAGACGACGUUGAAGCUUCGUGAAGGAAGCGGAAGUCAACCUGUGGCGGCGAAAACUCGUCUAGGAUGGCUGCUGUACGGAAGGUCUGGAGAAUCGGAUUUAAAACUGGUCCACCGAGUACUGCACGCAUGCAAUCGGUCAACGAAUGAAGACCUUCAUGAGCUCGUCAAAUCGUUUUUCACUGUCGAAGGUUCUGGUGUAGAAUCUAACGAAAUGGUAGAAUCACCUAGCGAAAAACGGGCACGGAAAAUAUUGGAGGAUACCACGGUUCGGACCGAGUCGGGAAAGUUUCAAACAGGGCUGUUGUGGAGGUACGACUUGGUGGAGUUUCCGGACAGCAAACCAAUGGCGGAGCGGAGGUUGCAGUGCCUUGAAAGACGACUAUCAAAGGACCCAACGUUGUACGACAAGGUGAGGGAACAAAUUGAUGACUAUCUGUCCAAGGGUUACACCCAUAAAGCAACAGAAUGGGAGUUGAAAGAGACCGUGCAAAAUCAGACAUGGUAUCUACCAUUGGGUGUAGUAGUAAACCCUAAAAAGCCGGAAAAGGUUCGAGUUGUCUGGGACGCUGCAGCAACGGUAAAAGGAGUUUCGCUGAAUUCCGUUCUGCUGAAAGGGCCGGAUUUUCUACAGUCCUUACCAACGGUACUUUGUCGAUUUAGACAGAGGGAGGUGGCCAUCAAUGCGGAUAUCAAGGAGAUGUUCCACCAAGUGAUUAUCAGACCGGAGGAUCGUCAGGCACAACGAUUUCUGUGGCGGAAAAAUCCGUCGGAGCAAACGGAAGUGUUUGUUAUGGACGUCGCCAUAUUUGGAGCUACGUGCUCCCCAAGUUCUGCGCAGUUUGCGAAGAAUAGAAAUGCAGUUGAAUUGUCCAGAGAGUUUCCUCGAGCUGCAACCGCGGUUUUGGAGAACCACUAUGUGGACGACUAUCUCGAUAGUGUCGAUAGCGUCUACGAGGCAGUGGAGCUUGCAAGAGAAGUCAAAACGUUACAUCAAUACGCCGGGUUUGAACUCCGACACUGGUUGUCCAAUAGUGUGGAUGUGUUGAAGCAAAUCGGAGAAAAACCGUCAGAAACUCCGAAAAAUUUCAUGAUGGGCAAGGACGUUGGGACUGAGAGAGUAUUGGGGUUGAGUUGGUUGCCGCACGAAGACAUCUUUACGUUCGCAAUACAGUUCCGCGAAAAUCUGAAGAGGUUGCUGGACGGGAAUACGUAUCCCACCAAAAGAGAGUUGUUGAGCCUGGUUAUGAGUAUUUUCGACCCUCUUGGAUUGGUAGCUAACUUUGUGAUACACGGAAAAAUUCUUGUUCAAGAAGUUUGGAGAUCCGGCAGCACUUGGGACGACAAAAUUCCAGAGUUACUGUUUGCGUCGUGGAGUCGUUGGGUACGGGCACUACACAGCCUGGAGCAACGUCCAAAACCAAAGUGGCGCCCCUUAAGCAACUGUCAGUGCCAAGGCUUGAGCUCCAAGCAGCUGUAA
Molecule: messenger RNA, 4089 nt
Organism: Armigeres subalbatus
Lineage: Eukaryota; Metazoa; Arthropoda; Insecta; Diptera; Culicidae
Exons: 5
Coding region: 1-4089 (1362 amino acids)
Source: RefSeq, a predicted model, not a curated record